This is a messenger RNA of Trichobilharzia szidati, 914 nucleotides long. Lineage: Eukaryota; Metazoa; Platyhelminthes; Trematoda; Strigeidida; Schistosomatidae. The record is from the annotation of a GenBank genome assembly.
UUGUGAAGUAUGGAGAAUGAGAAAAUCCCUGUGCAUCAAAGGCAUCAGUCUGAGGAUUCCGAAAGAUUAUCAUAUACAAAAAUGGUUAUGUUACUGGUGGGAAUUGAAAUAUUAGUGAGUCUGGUAAUCACAUUGUCCUUGUCAGCAAUGUAUGUCAUCACAUCAAAAUCCAAUUAUAUACACAUUCGCUCAUAGAUCACCAUACAUAAUUAAUCGGAUCAGCUGUAUGACAAUAUUCACAAUUAUAUUCGCGGUGAUAGCUGAUAUGUCAGCAGUAUUACUUCUUGCUAUCCCGAAAAUUAGACAUCUCUUCCCACUCAACAUCAUCAUUCUCUUUGUAUACACAAUAUCCGCAUCUUUCGUAGCCGGCUUUCCGUUUGCCUGUAUGAAUAUUCUCUGGGCGUUAGCAAGUUGGGGAACAACCUUGGUGGUAUUCUUCUCCACUGUAGUAGGUGGGGCAUAUAUUCGGGUGAAACUGUUGGAUUAUUGGCUCACAUUAUUAUCAGUUGUCGUUUCUGAAUUCAUUGCAACAUUAAUCGCCACCAUUGUGUUAUCUGCCAUAGGACAUUUAGAAAUAGCAAUGAUUAUUUUUGGUGGAGGUAUGGCUGUUCUAAUAAUUAUUUUGGCUAUCAUUUCUGGUCAGAUAACACUUAGUCAGCAUGGAAUACGUACAACAUCUCCUGACUACUGUUUGGCAUCGAUUAUCCUGCAUGCUGUCUCACUUCUACUAUUUAUCAUCAGUGCAUUAGAAUUUUAUUUCACUUUACCGAAUACACCUAAAAAGUGUAAUUUACUAUCAAAGAUGUUUUAAAUUUCUCAACAUUAGAUUUGUAUACUAUUCAGUUAGUGAAAGACAUUUAGUCAAAUUAUUUUUUAAACUUUUAGUUUCUGUGACCAAUUUGACGCUUUAAAAA